UCCUAAAUACACUCAACCUACAUAUAUUUGCUGCCAUUUAGGUUUUUUUUUUUGUUAUUAUCAAGAAAAUGGGUAAUGAUGAAUUGAUUUUGCUAAAUUUCUGGCCAAGCAUGUUUGGAUCCAGGGUUAAAAUUGCACUGGAGGAGAAGGGACUCGAUUAUGAGUACAGAGAGGAAGAACUGCCAAACAAAUCUCCCCUGCUCCUGCGAAUGAACCCGGUUCACAAGAAAGUCCCGGUUUUGAUCCACAAUGGAAAACCAAUUUGUGAAUCAAAUAUUAUAGUCCAAUACAUUGAUGAGGUUUGGAAUGAUAAAGCUCCAUUGCUUCCCUCUGAUCCCUAUGAAAAAGCUCAAGCUAGGUUUUGUGCUGAUUACAUUGACAAAAAGUUAUAUGAAGCUGGAAAGAAGAUAACAUGGUAUAAGAACAAAGAAGGGGCAGAAGAAGGUAAGAAAGAAGUGCUAGAAAUCUUCAAAGUGUUAGAAGGAGCAUUGGGGGACAAGCCUUAUUUUGGAGGCGAAAACUUUGGAUAUGUUGAUAUUUCUCUUAUUGGAUUUUACAUGUGGUUUCAUGCCUAUGAAACCUGUGGAAAUUUCAGUAUAGAGGUUGAGUGCCCUAAGCUAAUGGCAUGGGUUAAGAGGUGCUUAGAGAGGAAGACUGUUGCCAAGUCUCUAGGUGAUCCCAAAAUUGUCUAUGAAAUAGUGCUCAAGUUUAGAAAGAGUUGGGGUUUGGAUUAGAGUUGUGAGGACUUGUGUUAUGUAUGAGAAUAAGCCCGACUAGUUGAAUGCCAUUCGGACUAACAUAGAGUUAUGUGUCGUCUGUGUAUUCUGAGUUGUGUGGUGAUUUUCGAUGUCUUUUUAAUAAAGAAGACACUUAGUUCCGUCCCAAGUCGAUUGGUUUUUUAA
Messenger RNA from Olea europaea var. sylvestris, 902 nucleotides. Its product is annotated as probable glutathione S-transferase. Bases 69 to 734 code for a protein of 221 amino acids. Gene Ontology annotation, cellular component: cytoplasm. The record is from RefSeq and is a predicted model, not a curated record. Lineage: Eukaryota; Viridiplantae; Streptophyta; Magnoliopsida; Lamiales; Oleaceae. Gene Ontology annotation, biological process: glutathione metabolic process. The transcript has 2 exons. Gene Ontology annotation, molecular function: glutathione transferase activity.